AUGUUCUGAAGAAUUUUUAACAGCAUUAACCAAAAAAAUCUGUUAAAAUACGAUGCAAAUAUCAUAAGCAUAGAUUGGUGUGCAUUCAGCAUUUAGCUAUAUGCACGACCUUGGUGAAGUCAUCGCAUGCAAAUAAAUAUUAAUUCAAUCUUCGAAUAGAUAACCUGUGGGUUAUCACGUCGAUGCAUUGUACGGUCAGACUGUCAGCAUAAUUAGAGGAAUAUUUUAUUAUACUAAUAUUACUAUGUUCGACGAUGUAUCUCCCUCUGCUGGUCAGUAGUCUUAGCACUCUCAGCCUUUUAUAAGUCAUCUACCACAACGCGAGUUGGCGUUUUCAGAUAUUUUAAAUCCAGUUUUUGUUACUAGGCAAGAUAACUCUGUCAAGUAGUUCAUUUAACUAUGAAAAGGUCAUGUUGGUACUUUGCUUGCGUUAAGAUCUAACUGCAAGAUUUUAAUUUAAAAUUAACUCCUUUUCAGAUUGGUUGGUUUAUUUUAUGUGUAUUAAAUAUGUUUGGGUGGUGUUUGAGCUCUAUGACAAUAUUAAAGCAGCAUAAAAAAUAAGUUAGGAGAUAAGUGUCCAACAAUGGGUUAUUCGAGGCUGAUGAUGAAAAGGUCUAGAUACCUAAUAAUUUACUAAAGCAAUUUUCUAAAUGACUUUUCAUUUAGAAAAUUGCUUGCCAUCCCUCCAUUCUGCAUAUUUUCACAACAACGCGCGCGGGAAAGUCCAUAAUAAUAAUUUCCACAUUAAUUGAUAUAUUUACACUACUGUCUUUACGUCAGAUCUAGCUUAACCUGUUACAGAUAGCGCAAUUUAUAUCAAACUCUCGGCUAGAUCGAACUUAUAUGAACAUAUUAAAAUAAAAUGUUUUUAUUUAAGUUAUUUAUUUUUAUGUUGUCAGUACUGUUUUGUUGUGCUACUUGUGAGCCAAAAAAUGAAACACAACCCUCAACAAAAUCAUUGAUCCACAAAUUUGAGACUGACGCCACGUCAUCGAGGACCCAGCAGGAGUACGACAGGAACCAGAUGCGGAGCUGGGCUGACGCGUUCCAGGUCCAGAGGCUGGAGGCCUGCGUGCAGUACCGCCUGCAGAUGAUCAAGCAUCAGGAGCAUAACUUUAAGAGUGAUCGGAAUUCUAAGUGGAACGACUGCCUAUACGCACACAGGAACGAUACGAGACAGGCUGCCACGCAGUACUACAGCAGCGAGCAGCAGUGCCUCAGACAAGCCGCGUCCGAGGAUACGGAGCAGAGGGAAAACGUGGAGCUGUGGGAAAAACAGGUAGCUAAUCCCUACUUAUUUUUAAUAUAUGAAUGUGAAAAUCGCUCAUUGGAGGAAAGGGUACAGAUGCAGAACGAUAAGUUCGACGAGCUUAUCCACCGCCUUCUCCAAUUGAAACAGGUGGCUAUGUCCAGCCUGCAGGAUUACUACAGGAGUUCUCAGACCAGUCUAGAAAGCUGCCUGAAGACCUGCCUGUCAGAAUACCUGGACAGAGUCAGAGCCAUCAUGAGUGUCCUCAAUAAAUGCUACAGUAUUACAUGA
Molecule: messenger RNA, 1540 nt
Organism: Trichoplusia ni (cabbage looper)
Lineage: Eukaryota; Metazoa; Arthropoda; Insecta; Lepidoptera; Noctuidae
Exons: 5
Coding region: 863-1540 (225 amino acids)
Source: RefSeq, a predicted model, not a curated record